Molecule: messenger RNA, 1416 nt
Organism: Pocillopora verrucosa
Lineage: Eukaryota; Metazoa; Cnidaria; Anthozoa; Scleractinia; Pocilloporidae
Product: biogenesis of lysosome-related organelles complex 1 subunit 2-like
Biological process (GO): endosomal transport; lysosome localization
Cellular component (GO): BORC complex; BLOC-1 complex; gamma-tubulin complex
Molecular function (GO): gamma-tubulin binding
Source: RefSeq, a predicted model, not a curated record
UAUGGCGGACACGGAGGCGAAAAUGGAACCAAACGCUACACCUCCAAAACACGAAGCUAGCAGUGACGAUAAAGACGCACACGAUACUUCAUAUGAAUCGAAACCAGAAGAGCCUGUCGAAGGACUAAAAUCGGAAGCUUCAGGCGGAGAAGUGAUGUCUUUAAAAGACUGCUGCAGGGAGGCCUUCGCCAAGAUCACCGAAUAUUUGAACGGCGAACUAGCUGGUUCAAUACAAGAUUAUGUUCUUCUUGAAAAGCUGAAUAAGCUGACAAUUACAAAGUACAGUGAAAUGUCAGACACUGCAAAGACACUUAUCACAGUCAUGGAGGAAUUAGACAAGAAAUAUAAAAACCUGGAACCAUAUUUAGAGCAGAUCGACAAGGUAGAGGAAAGUGUUGCAAGCCUUGAACAAGCCGCGUACAGACUGGAUGCUUACUCUAAGAGACUAGAGGCUAAAUUCAAGAAGUUGGAAAGAAGGUGAAUGGAAAUUUGAAUGUUCUUCAGGAUAAAGAGUUAGAAUUUAGACACGAAAACAAGAUUACUCCAGACAAUUUCUACAAGAAAAGAGGUAACCUGACAUGGGUGAAUUGAUAGAGGACUGGGUACCAGAAAAAUGUUUAACAUUUAAUUGUGACUAGACAAUAUUUAUAAUUAUGAAGUAACUGAGAGAGUAAAAGCACACUGAUUGGCCACAGACAUAUUAUUUAUGGCUCUAGUAAAGCCAUGGAAUAUUGAAGUUUAUUUUAUAAAAGCAAUAGACUGCACUCUCCAUUGGUUUACCAUGUAAUAACCCUCAAGGGAUGUUGGAAGCUCACUCAAUGUGGAACACCCAACAUACCAAGUGGUUUACUAUGCCAGUGAACCGAUAAGAGUGCAGUCUAUUACUUAAAGAAUCAGUACACUGUCGUGAAGACAGGUUAGGAGAAUAUGACAAGUUUUUAGUUAAAAGGAUUUGGUGGGGAGAUGCCUUAGCGGAGUGUAGAUGCACAGUUUUGUACAAAUGGCGCCCUUAAUAUACUCUUGGGAAAAUGGGAGAGAAAACCUGUUGAGUAAAUACACAGAAGAAAAAUUUCAAUAUCUGAUCUCUCUAGGUAGCUUAAAUUUUUCCAAACAUUGUCAAAAGUGGGAUGGCAAAACAAACCUUGUAGCCUCCCUUUUAAGCACCAAAAUUCAAAGUCCUACCGUUCUUAUUACACAGCUAAGAACUUAAGUUGCUAUCUCAUCUACGUCAUUAUCUAAGAAAAUGCACACCCACCCCUCCCCUAACCCAACAACAGUCAACUGACAACAAGUUAGGGUUGAUGUUGAGUUAGGGGGGGCUAGGUGUGCAGUUGUUCAGAUACAUUGAUCCUUUUUGUUCAUAACCGAAGUGUAUUUGCGUGUUUUACUUGAAAUAAACCUUAAAACUAGGCGGCA